Messenger RNA from Tarenaya hassleriana, 1253 nucleotides. Its product is annotated as chaperone protein dnaJ 6-like. The transcript has 8 exons. The coding region runs from base 207 to 1106 and encodes 299 amino acids. Lineage: Eukaryota; Viridiplantae; Streptophyta; Magnoliopsida; Brassicales; Cleomaceae. The record is from RefSeq and is a predicted model, not a curated record.
AAAACCCUUCCGGCGCGAAAAUGUGCAUGAAAUUGGAGGGAAUGAAGAAGAAGGAAUAAUCUUCCCAUGAAUGAUUAUCCUUUUUCCUUAGAAAAAAAAAAUCUCAGCUUUGGUGUUUUCUCUCCAAUUCUCUCGCUCUAUUUUUUUUUUCUUCAAGUUAUUGGGGAAACUGUCGGAUAAAUCGGUUUCGUCGUAUUAGGGUUUAGAUGGGCAGGUCCAAGAGAUCUAGGGUUUCGGCCAAAGAAGCAGCAGCCGGAGAAGAAGAAGAAGAAACGAUUGAGAUGGACAAGGAUGCGCAAUCCGACGAGAAUAGCAAGAGAAGUCUGUAUGAGGUUCUUGGCGUUGAAAGAACUGCAUCACAGAAGGAGAUAAGAAAAGCGUAUCAUAAAUUGGCAUUGCGGCUACAUCCCGAUAAAAAUCCCGAUGACGAGGAAGCUAAGGAGAAAUUUCAGCAGCUGCAAAAAGUGAUCUCAAUUCUUGGGGAUGAAGAGAAAAGAGCUGUUUAUGAUCAAACCGGCUCAGUUGACGAUGCUGACUUUUCAGGGGAUGUCGUUGAUAACUUGCGGGAGUUCUUCCAAGCAAUGCACAAUAAGGUCACUGAGGCAGAUAUAGAAGAGUUUGAGGCAAACUACAGGGGAUCUGCCUCGGAGAAGAAAGAUUUGAUCGAGUUGUUCAAGGAGUUCCACGGUAGAAUGAACAGGCUUUUCUGCUCAAUGCUUUGUUCGGAUCCCAAGCUUGAUUCACAUCGUUUCAAAGAUAUUCUAGAUGAAGCAAUUGCUGCAGGAGAAAUCAAAUCAACCAAAGCAUAUGAGAAAUGGACGAAGCAGAUUUCCAAAAUGAAACCUCCUACAAGCCCCUUGAGAAGAAGGCAGCCGCAGAAAUCAUCAAAGGGUUCGGAAAGAGAUCUUUACGCACUGAUGUCAGAGCGGAGGGACAAGAGGAAAGACAGAUUCGACUCUAUGUUUUCAUCGCUUGUCUCCAGGUAUGGUGGAAACGCUGAAUCUGAGCCCACCGAGGAAGAAUUCCAAGCCGCCCAGAGGCAGGUUGAAAGGCGGAGGAAGAAGUCUAACAAAAGGAAGACAGUGAACUCUGGUUCUUGUAAAUAGCUUUAUUAAUCCCGAAAGAUUCUUGCUUUUCCUGUUUUUGGAUUGUUGUUAUGCUCCUCAACAGAAGAAUGUGUCCUAUGGCACUUGGGAGGCUAACACAGUUCAUAAUUACACUAUACACUAUUAUAGUUUUCAAGAACAGAGUAA